AUCCACAUCAGUGGUUCCUCUAUACACCAGUGGCGAAACUGCACCUUUGCUGUGACCUUUCUCGCAGCCUACGGAGAGACGGAAGGAAUCGGCGGGGGAAUCGGCGGCGGAAACGGCGGGGGUUGCGGCCGGAAAAUAUGUUAGAAAACCCAUCCGAUCUCUCAUCCAACCCUCUGUCUGCUCCAAUCAAGCGAUAUGCACCUCCCAAUCAGAGGAGUCGAGGUCUCAGCAGGCGCAAAUCUGGAGAUCGAUCUGAAAGAACAAGCAAUCUCCACUUGGUUGACGGGGACAAGAACUUGGGCACUGGUUUGGGUAUAGAUCAUUCUGAUACAGGGAGCAGCAAAUCUGUGUAUGAGAGCUUCCGUCCACGAUUGACAGCCCUAAAUGGUUGUUGUAGAAGUGAAGCUUCUCAGCUUUUGCAUGAACGUUGGAAUGGAGCCGUACAUUGUUAUAGUGAUCCUACAGUAGAUCUGUCCGAAAGACCAGUGAUGUACACAGGAAGUGCUGCAUCAGCUUGGGGAAACUUUAGACUCCCCCAUCAGCUAAUGUCUGCCCCACAAAUGGAUUUCUUGGCAGAACUUCGACAGGCUAUCAAUAAUAGUAAUGCAAGCUCGAUGAAUUAAAUGGCGAUUGAGAUGCUACCAUCUACUUUUUAGUAUCUGAUGUUCUUGUUGUUUUACCCGACUUGAUAGUUAUUGUCUGAUAAAUGCUAUAAUAUAUAUGUAUAUUGAUGGUCUUAUACAAUUUUGCGUAGUGUUGCUGACGAUACGUUAUAUAAUCUUCUCGCUAAACCUAACAGUGUGAUCGUUUAGCAUUUUGGGAUGUAUUGAUGGAAAUUGAGGCGUGUAGGUUUAAUUUGAUUGCUGUUUUCUUUUUAACUA
This is a messenger RNA of Spinacia oleracea (spinach), 881 nucleotides long. RefSeq lists its product as uncharacterized. The record is from RefSeq and is a predicted model, not a curated record. Bases 138 to 623 code for a protein of 161 amino acids. Lineage: Eukaryota; Viridiplantae; Streptophyta; Magnoliopsida; Caryophyllales; Amaranthaceae. The transcript has 6 exons.